AUGGUUACCACCGGAAACACUUCCGAUAACCCAAUUAUCGAAGCAAGCCCAAUACCAAGAAUGCAAGAUUUGCAAGUGCAAGUAGAGACACCCCAGAUGACUACUAUCGUUAAAAAAUGCACCGCAGUAGGUAAUUCGAGGGAUCGUGAAGAUGAAAACAAGGAAAUGGAGGAGUUUGAGGCCUUUAAUAAGUACAAAGAAAUGAAGAAACAAUGUGAAGAGAAGGAAAACCAGAAGAGGAAAAGAAGUGAGAAGGAUUGUAAUCACAUAUAUGUUCACUCAGAUCAAACCAGCGGUUCUAGUGACAGAUACAAUAAGGGAAAAGAUGAAGAUACAAGAAGGGGUGAUGAACGAGGGAAGAAAGUAUUGUUGAGGGCAGAACAUGCAAAGGAAUACCAUAAAGUGUUCGGAAGACUGAAUUUUAGGUCCCCGUUUACUGACGAAAUAAACAAUACCCAAUCCCGUUUGGCUUAA
Lactuca saligna is the source of this 474-nucleotide messenger RNA. Lineage: Eukaryota; Viridiplantae; Streptophyta; Magnoliopsida; Asterales; Asteraceae. The record is from the annotation of a GenBank genome assembly.